AUGAUAAAAUGCCGGCCAGACUUUAUCAAAAAGGAUUUAAAGAGUGUAUUGGUUGAAUCAGAAGUUAAUUUGGAUGGUGGUUAUAUUGAUGAUGAUGAGAAUAUGGAAUUGGAAAGCCAUAAAGAUUGA
Molecule: messenger RNA, 129 nt
Organism: Entrophospora candida
Lineage: Eukaryota; Fungi; Glomeromycota; Glomeromycetes; Entrophosporales; Entrophosporaceae
Source: the annotation of a GenBank genome assembly